AUGGAUUAUGGACUGUUCUUCAUUGCGCUGUCAGGAGCACUGGUCAGCAUCACCUUUGCCCAGUCUCACCAGUACUACUUUGUGAACGAGCAGCUGAACUGGACUGAGGCUCAGAGAUUCUGCAGAAACAACUUCACUGAUCUGGCCACCAUAGAAAACAUAGCUGAUGUUAACGCUGUUACAAACACCGGGAAACAAUCAGACUACACUGGCAAAGCCUGGAUAGGUCUCUAUGAUGACUUGGUGAACAGUUGGAGAUGGUCUCUGAAUGACAGCAGCUUCUACGGGGAAGGAGAAACAAUGUACAGAAACUGGUAUUCUAAUCAGCCCAACAAUCUUGGUGGACAGCAGUACUGUGUGGCGCUUAUUGCUCCGAGUCCAUACUUGGGCACAUGGUUUGACAUAGAGUGCAGUGUACAAUGGAGCUUUGUGUGCUACAACGGUGAGUACUAA
Molecule: messenger RNA, 453 nt
Organism: Mugil cephalus (flathead mullet)
Lineage: Eukaryota; Metazoa; Chordata; Actinopteri; Mugiliformes; Mugilidae
Product: lithostathine-like
Exons: 3
Coding region: 1-453 (150 amino acids)
Source: RefSeq, a predicted model, not a curated record